Molecule: messenger RNA, 1502 nt
Organism: Zonotrichia leucophrys gambelii
Lineage: Eukaryota; Metazoa; Chordata; Aves; Passeriformes; Passerellidae
Product: dnaJ homolog subfamily C member 27-like
Exons: 7
Coding region: 213-1034 (273 amino acids)
Biological process (GO): vesicle-mediated transport
Cellular component (GO): Golgi cisterna; trans-Golgi network
Molecular function (GO): GTP binding; GTPase activity
Source: RefSeq, a predicted model, not a curated record
GCGCCCCGCGCUUGGCGCCCACCGGCGGAUCCCCCCCCCAACUCCCGCCUCAAAUCUCGCGAGAACUCGCGCGGCGCGGCCGGGCUGAGGCGGGAGCGCCGCUCCGCCGCCAUUGCUGCUUCCCUCCGGCCUCCGCCGCUUCUAACGGCACCGGAACCGCCACCGGAACCGGCUCCGGCACCGGGCCCGGCCCGCGGCGCCGCGGCCCCGCCAUGGAGGCGAACGCGGCCAAGCGGAAGGAGCCGCGCAAGGCGCUGCGGGUUAAAGUCAUCUCCAUGGGCAACGCCGAGGUGGGCAAGAGCUGCAUCAUCAAGCGGUACUGCGAGAAGAGGUUCGUGCCCAAGUACCUGGCCACCAUCGGCAUCGACUACGGCGUCACCAAGGUGCAGAUCCGGGACCGGGAGAUCAAGGUGAACAUCUUCGACAUGGCCGGGCACCCCUUCUUCUACGAGGUGCGGAACGAGUUCUACAAGGACACGCAGGGGGUGCUGCUGGUGUACGACGUGGGCUCCAAGGAAUCCUUCGAGGCGCUCGACUCGUGGCUGGCCGAGAUGCGCCGCGAGCUGGGGCCCCACACCAGCCUGGACAGCGUCGUCUUCGCCGUCUGCGCCAACAAGGUGGACGCGGGGAAGCUGCGGGUGGUGGACGAGAGCGAGGGCCGGCUCUGGGCCGAGAGCCGCGGAUUCCUCUACUGGGAGACGUCGGCGCAGAGCGGGGAGGGCAUCCAGGAGAUGUUCCAGAACUUCUAUUCUGCCAUCGUGGAGCUGUGUGAGAACGGGGGCAAGCGGCCGGCGGGCGCCUCGGGGCUCAGCUUCACCCGCGAGCAGGCCGACGCCAUCCGGAGGAUCCGCGGCAGCAAAGACAGCUGGGACCUGCUGGGGCUCAAACCCGGCGCCUCCAGGGAGGAGGUGACGCGGGCCUACCGCCGCCUGGCCGUGCUGCUGCACCCCGACAAGUGCGUGGCCCCCGGCUCCGAGGACGCCUUCAAGGCCGUGGUCAACGCCCGAACCGCGCUGCUCAAAAACAUCAAAUGAGCCCCAAAAAUCCCCAAAUUUACGCCCAAAAAUUCCCAAAUUUCCGUCUCCGGGAUCGGAUCCGCUUCGGGGAGGAGAGGGGAUGCGGAAUUGCCCGGGAUUUGGGGGGUUUAUUCCCGGUUUUUUCAGUGUUAUUCCCGCUUUUCUGUGAGUUAUUCCUAGUUUUUCUGAGUGUUAUUCCCAUUUUUUUGAGAUUUAUUCCCAUUUUUCUAUCAGUUAUUCCCAAUUUUCUGACUGGUAUUGCCAUUUUCCUCAGAGUUAUUCCCAUUUUUCUAUGAGUUAUUCCCAAUUUUCUGUUAAUUAUUCCCAUUUUUCCCAGGAUUAUUCCCAUUUUUCUAUGAGUUAUUCCCAAUUUUCUGUCAGUUAUUCCCAGUUUUUCUGAGUGUUAUUCCCAUUUUUUUCGAUAUUUCAUCCCAGUUUUUUAUGAGUUAUUCCCAAUUUUCUGGUAAUUAUUCCCACUUUUCUGAG